ACAAGUUUAUUAUUGUUUACAUCAGCAGGACCUUAAGGUUUCUAAAAUGGCCCACUAUUUAUGGGCUCUGGAUGCCAUUGACGAUAUUGAUAGAGUACGUAUCCCACGUAGGAUUGUGGUCGACAGAAGGGAUUACUUUCAGUCAAUGAACGAUGAGGAAUUUCUGAAAAAUUUCCACUUAUCCAAAUGGAGUGUACAAGAAGUGUUGAGAGAGAUUCACCUGCCUCUUUCCAAUGACAGAAGAGGCUGUCCGGUGCCACCUGUUAUGCAAACACUGAUCACACUUCAUUGGCUAGCCACUAAAAAUUUACAGAGUUCAGUUGCAAAAAUGUUUGAUGUUUCACAAUCAUUUGUUAGUUCAUGUAUAUCCACAACAUUACAAGCAAUUGCUAAUUUGCUUGAGUUGUACAUAUACUUCCCUGGAAAAGAAGAUCUUCCAGUCAUCAGCGAAGAGUUUUCCUCCAUAGCAAACUUUCCGGGUGUUAUGGGUGCCAUCAACUGCACAUACAUCCCCUUAAUGAAACCUAGUGGCCUUCAACUAAAGAAGUUCUGGUGCAUGAAAGGAUUUUAUGCUUACUGUGUUCAAGCCAUUUGUGGUCCAAACCUCAAAUUCUUUGACUUGGUACCAUAUUGUCCUGGUGGUUUUGGAAAAAACAGAAUAUUUUAUAACAGCAAUAUUUGCAAGCACCUGGAGGAGAAUAGAUGUAAAUAUCCUGGGCAUUUGUUAGGCAACUCAGAUUAUCCUAAUCUUCCAUACCUCCUAACUCCUCUCCCAAAUGCAUGCAACCACAGCGAGUUAAAGUAUAAUCAGUCUCAUGCAGAAACAAAACGCUGCAUUCAGAAAGCAUUUGUGAUGUGGAAGAGAAGGUUCAGACGGCUGACUGUCCCCUUUAAAACCAACCUUGACACUGUUGUAAAAUCUAUCUGUGUUACUGCUGUUCUGCAUAACAUUGCCAUACAGCACCAAGAUCCACUUCCUGCAAGUGAUGAUAUUCAUGAAGAGGAGGAGAAUGGUAAUGUAGAAGAUGUAAAUGAAAAAGCCAGACUCAUAUUAGAGGGAAGGUUGAAGAGGUCUGAUAUAAUUCAGCACACCUUUUAAUGAUGAGUUUUGUUUUUAGUUUGAAAUUGACAGUCAUCACCAGUUUGCAGCAAGGUUUUAUCUGCCUGUUUCUUAUUAAUUGUAGUUAUCAUUGAGGAAGAUGUCCAGCUUCAACCACAGUGUGCAGCAGAUAUUCUGCAGUCAUCUCAGGUCAAAACAGUGAUUACUGUAUAGGGAUUGUGAAUAUGACUGUCAUUGGGUAGUUGAAUUAACAAAUGUACCUACAGUAUU
Molecule: messenger RNA, 1330 nt
Organism: Homarus americanus (American lobster)
Lineage: Eukaryota; Metazoa; Arthropoda; Malacostraca; Decapoda; Nephropidae
Product: putative nuclease HARBI1
Exons: 3
Coding region: 47-1099 (350 amino acids)
Source: RefSeq, a predicted model, not a curated record